Molecule: messenger RNA, 4080 nt
Organism: Labrus bergylta (ballan wrasse)
Lineage: Eukaryota; Metazoa; Chordata; Actinopteri; Labriformes; Labridae
Product: inhibin beta B chain
Cellular component (GO): extracellular region
Molecular function (GO): cytokine activity; growth factor activity
Source: RefSeq, a predicted model, not a curated record
CCAGAAUGGAAACGCUCCUCGGUGCGCUCACUGGCACUCCUCCCUCUCCUCCUCUUGCUCGGCAGCUUCUUCUGAAUUGCGCAUCGGCACUCCGGCAGCAGCACAUCGGGAGUCACGAGCAGCAACGAGAGAAACACAUUUAGAGAAGUGAAGAAAAGUGAGCGAGAUGAUGAGCUCUGUGUGCGCGCGGACCAAACAGAUGAUGGAUUGAACUUUAAACAUGUGCAGGUGGGAUCUGGAUCCAACUCUUCUUCGUUUGUGGAAUAUGUUAAACGGAGAUUUCCAGCUGGGCUGAUGCUGAUUAAUGAAACCAUGACACGUUUUCUUCUUCUUCUGCUCACAGAGGUGAUGCUUUUUGUGUGAGGCUGAUCCAAACUCCGACGCAAAGAGUCUCUGAGGUCGGGAAUAAACGAGGACUCUGCUUCCCGUUUUUGACAGGCUGUUGACAAAGACAAAAGACAUCCAAAUAACGAUGUAAUAAAAAGAUUUCCUGCACACAUCGCAGAGUGAAUGGAAACAAAGUGCACCGAGCGGCAUCCAAGUGCGUCAGAAGUGAGCGGAGCGCCGUUACGCAUGGAGACAGCUCGGCGCUGAGAGGAUUUUUCUGCCUGUUCUUAAUUCUUUUUUUUUAUGAUUUUAACUCUGACAAAAGAGGGAAAAAGUGAUUCUACUCCUCCUCAAACAGAAAAUGAGUAGCUGUCUUCUCAGACUAGCACUCUUCGUGGCUUGUGUCCUCUCCAUCCGCUGCACCGCUGCGCCCGGGACCGAGGCUGAGGCGCAAACGGCGUCCCAGAAUACCUGCGCGUCCUGCGGCGUGGCUCAGCCGGAGGACCCCGAGUCGGGCCGGCUGAACGUGGACUUCCUGGAGGCGGUGAAGAGGCACAUCCUGAGCAGGCUGCAGAUGCGGGAGAGGCCCAACAUCACGCACCCGGUGUCGAAGGCGGCCAUGGUGACGGCGCUGAGGAAGCUGCACGCCGGGAAGCUGCGCGAGGACGGGAGGGUGGAGAUCCCCAACCUGGACGGACACCCGAUGAGCAACGAUGUGCUGGAGGAAAGCUCCGAGAUCAUCAGCUUUGCGGAGAAAGAUGAUUUGGUGACGUCCAAGUCCAGCCUGUUCUUCCAGAUCUCCAACGAGGGGAACCAGAACCUGUACGCGACGCAGGCCACCCUCUGGCUCUACUUCAAGCUGCUGCCGUCCCCCCUGGAGGUGCGCCCGAGGAGGAAGGUGACGGUGAAGGUGUACUACCAGGAGCCCGGCCUCAGCAGCAAGUGGAACCUGGUGGAGAAACGUGUGGAGCUGAAGCGCAGCGGCUGGCACACCUUCAUGCUGACCGACGCCGUGCGGCUGGUGUUCGAGAAGGGCGACCGGCGACAGAACCUGGAUGUGCGGUGUGAGGGCUGCGAGACAGACGGCGUCGUCCCCGUCCUGCUGAACCACAACGACGAGUCCCACCGGCCCUUCCUGGUGGUUCAGGCCCGGCAGGCCGACAACAAACACCGGAUCCGUAAGAGGGGGUUGGAGUGUGACGGCAGCAGCAGCCUGUGCUGUCGCCAGCAGUUCUACAUAGACUUCCGGCUCAUCGGCUGGAACGACUGGAUCAUCGCUCCGUCGGGUUACUUUGGGAACUACUGCGAGGGGAACUGUCCCGCCUACAUGGCAGGCGUCCCCGGAUCUGCCUCCUCAUUCCACACGGCGGUGGUGAACCAGUACCGCAUACGGGGGAUGAGCCCGGGCUCCAUGAACUCCUGCUGCAUCCCCACCAAGCUCAGCACCAUGUCCAUGCUCUACUUCGACGACGAGUACAACAUCGUGAAGCGGGACGUUCCAAACAUGAUCGUGGAGGAGUGCGGCUGUGCUUGAGUUGGUUUUUUAUUUAAGGUGGAACUGAAGAACUUCACCAUUUCACAAAAAAAAAAAAAGAAUAUAGAAACAGAAUAUUUAUGGACGAUGGAGCGUGCACCUCAUCCACACAUAUCUACACGCCUGCACAAAACUUGUACAUAUAUUUAUGUUUGUUGAUAUAUUUUGUUAUAUUCUCUGGAGGACGACGUCUCUGAGAUAGUAAAAGGUUUGCUUUGAGAGUGUUUUAAAGACUCACUGUUAGAGUGAGAGUUAGAGUCUCAACUCUUCAUGUGUAGAAAACAAACCAUGAGCGUGGAGGAGGAGCCUUACAGGAGUCACAGAGACGGUGGAGGUGAUUCAAUGAUGCCUCUUUUAAAUGUUAAUGCACCAAUCAGACUUCACCAACGUACAGCACUUCAGGACUCACACUGACACUCUGCUCCUCCAUCACACCGGCUUCAAGCAGAGAAACAUCUGAAAACUUCAUCUGUAGAGACUUCUCAUCACCAAACUGUAUGACGCAGCUCUCCUGAGUUUGACUUUCCUCUUGUGGAUGGUCGUUCUUCUCUCUUAUUGUUGUCGGGAGUUGAUCAUUUAAAAGUCUAAAAGUAUCUGCUCUGGGUAAGUGCUUGACUGUGUCUAACUCUAAGUACUGAUGGGAUGUUUCAUCAAAAACCGAUCGGUCUGUCUCCUCUUGAAUAUCAAAUAUCACAUGUUGCACAGAGUUAAUCAUUUCAAUUGAAUAUUAUCAUAGCUUUCCCCCGUUAAUCUGAUCUUUGAUGGUGGAUGUGAAAAAACUUUGAGUUCUUGUUGAAACAUUUCUCUUCCCGUCAUGAGACAGAGCGGAGGGUGCAAAUCUUUGACCGUCACUGUGAUGGUCAGGUGUCUCUGUAUCGAUGAAGUUAUAAAAAAACAAGUUUUCUCCCUGAAUUUGAGGAAUGACCUUACAUCUAUCGGAUCUCGUUAACGUUUGAAAGCUGCCAGAUAAAACCCGACUCGCGCUCCCCUCUGAGGGCGAGGUUCAGGUUCCUUCCAGAUGUUGAAAUAAAAGUCAAAGCUUAUCUCUCAUCACAGUCAGGGUGAGUUUGGAGACGGUGCAGCAUGGUACUUCCCAACGCUCUCUUUGAUAGCACUUGCAGAUUGAAAUGCCUUUAAUUAGCCCGAUGUGGCGCGCCAUCGCCCACAGUCCUUGGAAAAAGAAAUAAGUGCCGCAUGAGCUAUGCAAUGUAUAGUAUUUAGCUGAAGUGAAGCUCUUCUGACAAACGAUCGACGAUACUUGAAAUGUGAGAGCGGCAAGCAGGGGCAGGUCGGGCUUUGGCUGGGAGGCGGAGUUACACCCUGGACUGGUCGUCUGUCAUGAUGCAACAGUUCAGGACUGGACUUUGUGCUGCAGAGUUAUUGAAUCAUCUGCUGGAACCUGUGGAACAUAAAAAAAGGCUAACGGGGCUAACGGGGCUAACUCUGACCCAGAUGGGACGCUUGCUUGAACAGUAGUUUUGGUGUCUUAAUGAACGAGUCCCGGUGGAGUUCCCGUCAUGGCCCGUUUGGCACCGAAACACACUUUGAGACAGUUUCAGGCCUCGCUCGAACAUCACUUUGAUGUUUUCAGGUCAGACGCUGCAGCGACCUGCUCUCUCUCUCUGCUUCAUUAUAUUCUGCAUACUGAAGAGGUGCAGGUAGCGACUGUUACCUCUCCGCCUUCCGUCCCACGCUCGACCUCCACUCUACCGCCGCCGCCGUAAUCUCUCGCUUGUUGUUGGCUCGUGUUGUUGGCGAAGCGCUUGUUAGAAUAUUUGCACUGAGGAGCUGCGUGACGAGUGACGAGGGUAAAGAAAGAAUAGAAACUGCCAUUGAAAUAAAAAAAGUUAUUUUUAUAGAAGCAUAAUCGAGCUCUGUUCUAAUGUAUUAUACCUAAUCAUGGAACCAAAGAGGCCACGAGGCGACGCCGGGGAAAGAUGGCGGCGCCGUCACGUUUGUGUUGUAAAUGAGUUUGAGGGGAAAAGAGGCCUAAACACUGUAUCAGGGUAUAAUAUCACUCCAUCACCUGCUUUCCUUUUUUCUACCUACACAUGGAGUACGUGUUCAUCAGUUUCCUUUCUUCUUUUAGCGCUGGUCUCAGAUUCAUGUAGAGUAAACACACCGUCUGAUCCCUGUACAGUCCAUGUAACAUACCAAUAUGCUUUCAAAUAUUUUCUUCUUUGUUAUUGUUGAAAAUAAAUUUCUUAUUACCAACUUUA